GCAGAAGUUUUUUAUUGACUCGGUAGAGCUGUGCUGUAGAGUCAGUGCGGUCCGGGCUGGAUCUAAAGGCUGUUUCUCUGAUAUUACAGGUUUUUACCGCGGGUUUUAGAGUCGCUAUGGCGCCGGGUGGAGCUCCUGCUGGGGUGCCGGGCUGGGAGCGGGCUGCCCGGGUCCUGCUCUGCUCUUUAGGGCUGCUUCUCUCGGUCUACGCGCUCCACGUCGAGCUUUCCAAGGAGCACGACCCCAAAUACAGAGCCAUGUGUGACCUGGCGGAGUCUGUGAGCUGCUCCAAGGUCUUCACCUCCAGGUGGGGUCGUGGAUUUGGGCUUGUCCAGAUAGUCACCGGUGAAGACAGCAUUCUUAACCAACCCAACAGUCUGCUGGGCAUCGUUUUCUACAGUCUGCAGCUCGGCCUGGGUCAGAUGUUGUCCGGUUCAGCAGCUCACGCGCUGGUGAUAAUGUCCUGGGUGUCUGUAGCCGGCUCCAUUUACCUGGCUUCAAUUUUGGUCUUUAUCCUGGGAGACUUCUGCGUGGUCUGCGUCUCAACGUACAUCGUCAACUUUGCUCUCCUGUACACCAACCUGAAGAGACAGACGGGGCUCAUGCACAAACUACAAAAAAACAAGACUGGCUGAGGAGAGUGAAGAGUGAGUGUGUGUGUGAGUGUGAGAGGAAAAGGUAGAGAAAUAGAGACACCUCUUUUAAAAGGACCUAUAUGUGGGUUUACUGAGGCGGUGUCCCAAACCACACCUUUAGUUUUUUUGUAUGCAGAUCAUUUUAUAAUAUUUAUAAUACAUUUUACAUUUAUAACAGGACAUUUCGUCAUACACAAUUUAGAUUAGAGCAGUGUGUAGUUUGGGACACAACCUCAGGCCCUAGUUUACAAAAACUAGUCUAUGUACUUACACUACCAAAAGUUUGUGGACUUACCUUCCAGUUAAUGCAUUCAGCUGCUCUAAAAUUGCAUCAAUUGCUGAUAUAGAUGUGCAAAUGUGCACACACAGCUUGUCCUAGACCAUGUAGAAAAGUAUUGCCAAUAGAAUAGGACUCUCUGGAGCAGAUAAUUCUGACCUAUUGAACUAUGCCUUAUGCAAGAUGUGGGAUAGAGGGGAAUAAAUUCCCCAAGCACUGAGCUUUUUAGCAGUGGAACUGUGUUCUCUGCAAUGGUGGUGCUCCAUUCAGUACUUUUGGGAUGAGCUGGAUAGUUGGUCAUCCCAUGUUCUGUCCUCACUUAUGCUCCGGUGUCCCAGUACUUUUGUUCUAACAGGAAACUUACAUCACUUUUUAGCUAACAGCAGUUUAGACGCAUCCAGUGAGACCCAAUGACUUAUUUACUGGGAAAUGCUGGAAAUAGACAAGAUUAACAAUUAUGAAGCAGUGUUUUGAAUAAAUAUGAAUUAUUGCUGUUGAUUUGCUGCUGUAUUGGGACCCGAUUAAUAAGCUCUGCCGUGGCAUUAAUGUUUAUGUCCCUUACAAUUAUAUCAGACUGUUACAAGCUAAAUCAGUGUUAAUUUUGACUGUUUUGGAUGUUUUAAUUAAUAAAGACUUUAUACACCUGAAA
Astyanax mexicanus (Mexican tetra) is the source of this 1561-nucleotide messenger RNA. It is a transcript of the gene vkorc1, whose product is annotated as vitamin K epoxide reductase complex, subunit 1. The coding region runs from base 117 to 635 and encodes 172 amino acids. Lineage: Eukaryota; Metazoa; Chordata; Actinopteri; Characiformes; Acestrorhamphidae. Gene Ontology annotation, molecular function: vitamin-K-epoxide reductase (warfarin-sensitive) activity. The record is from RefSeq and is a predicted model, not a curated record. The transcript is spliced from 3 exons. Gene Ontology annotation, biological process: peptidyl-glutamic acid carboxylation; vitamin K metabolic process.